AUGGAUAGUAGCUUCUCUUCUCCUCGAAACGAUUCGUUUCCGGCUGGCCUCCGAGUUCUCGUCGUCGAUGAUGAUCCAACUUGGCUUAAGAUCUUAGAGAAGAUGCUCAAGAAGUGCUCCUAUGAAGUGACUACAUGUGGUUUGGCAAGAGAUGCUUUAAACUUGCUUCGUGAAAAGAAAGAUGGAUAUGACAUUGUUGUCAGUGAUGUGAACAUGCCUGACAUGGAUGGUUUUAAACUUCUCGAGCAUGUUGGACUUGAGAUGGAUCUUCCUGUUAUCAUGAUGUCUGUUGAUGGAGAAACGAGUAGGGUAAUGAAAGGUGUUCAGCACGGAGCAUGUGAUUAUCUUCUUAAGCCAAUAAGAAUGAAAGAACUGCGUAAUAUAUGGCAGCAUGUAUUCAGAAAGAAGAUACAUGAGAUCAGAGACAUUGAGAGUCACGACAGCAUCGAAGGUAUUCAGCUGAUAAGAAAUGGAUCAGAUCAGUAUGAUGAGGGAUACUUUUUUAGUGCAGAAGACCUCACUUCAUCGAGAAAAAGAAAGGAUGUUGAUAACAAAUAUGAUGACAAAGACUUUUCUGAUUGUUCAUCCACCAAAAAAGCUAGAGUUGUUUGGUCUGUAGACCUUCAUCAGAAAUUUGUAAAAGCAGUACAUCAGAUUGGAUUUGACAAAGUUGGUCCGAAGAAGAUACUUGACCUGAUGAACGUGCCUUGGUUGACAAGAGAAAAUGUUGCUAGCCACUUGCAGAAGUACCGGCUCUACUUGAGUAGGCUGCAAAAAGAAAAUGAUAUUAAAUCUUCUUUUGGUGGGACAAAGCAUUCUGAUUAUUCCUCAAAAGAUCUUCAAGGAAUUCUUAGCGUUCAGAACUCGAUCAACAUCCAACAAAAUGAUGUUGCACAUGGAAGCUACAGAUUUUCUGGCAAUAAUUUAGUUGCUCAGAAUGCGGAUCCAAAGAGCAAUGAAGGAGAUAUAAAGGGGAUUGUUUCAGAGCCUGUAGCAGAACCUAAGAAAGGAACGACUGGCAAUAUUCCUGAUUCUCAGAAGACGAGGAGUUCACAAAUGGACUUCAAUAGUUCUUAUGCAGAAACCAAAAAAGGUUUGGUUGGAAACGUUCCCGAUUCUCAGAAGAUCAGGAGUUCACAGAUGCACGUCAAUCAUUCUUUUGCAUCCGUGGAAUCUGAAGUAAACUUGACAGCAUUUGAUUCCACCAUCCCAGCAACGUAUUCUUGGAAUCAAAUUCAAUUGGAAAAAGAGCACAAGCCACUUAUUCAGUUAAACAAUGGCUUCAGCAAGCCUCCGCUGCCUGGUCCACAGCACCAUUUCCAAGCUGAUCAACUACAAUCAAUUCCUUCCAUUAGCUCAAGACCUUCAAUCCCUGGGGGAGAUGUAACUGGCUCCAGUAAGAGUAAGCCUUUGUAUUCGGAGUACACAAACCAUCAUGGUAGCCGUGUAAGUCCAACAAUAAGUCCAACAAUAAGUCCAACAAUAAGUGCAACAGACUCUUUUCCUGGUCAAACCAAGAGCUGUGUGGUAGACCAUCAAGUUUCUGAGACCGUUUCCACUAGUACAUCAAACAUGAAAAAUCAGGGCAUCAACCUGAGUACUGAUUUGGAAUCUGCCCAUAGAAACCUAAUCUUGGGAAGUACAUCACCUUUUGCUUCUUUGGACGAUGAGUUUCAGAUUUGCUGGUAUCAAGGUGAUUGUUAUGGUAUGAAUCUUGAACUUCAAAAUGUAGAGUUCUCGGAGUAUACUGAUCCUACUCAUGUUACUGAAGUUCCUGCUCACCUGUAUGAUGCACUGAGAUUUGAAUAUCCAUGUGACCCAUCAGAAUAUUCUGUCCUAGAUCAAGGUCUGUUCAUUGCAUGA
Molecule: messenger RNA, 1863 nt
Organism: Prunus armeniaca (apricot)
Lineage: Eukaryota; Viridiplantae; Streptophyta; Magnoliopsida; Rosales; Rosaceae
Source: the annotation of a GenBank genome assembly